This is a messenger RNA of Nematostella vectensis (starlet sea anemone), 1186 nucleotides long. RefSeq lists its product as uncharacterized. The record is from RefSeq and is a predicted model, not a curated record. The coding region runs from base 143 to 895 and encodes 250 amino acids. The transcript is spliced from 3 exons. Lineage: Eukaryota; Metazoa; Cnidaria; Anthozoa; Actiniaria; Edwardsiidae.
UAGUGAGAAUGAAGAUAAUUGGAUGUAACUGUGCAAGCGAUAUAAGUUGAAGAUUCGCAGACGAGUUCACAUCGCCGUAGAGCCGGACCGACGAGAAAGUUCUACCUGACGAAGAGGAAUCUUCACCAGAAUCUUGAAGAAAAUGCGGCUGUACUUGUUUGUUCCAGUUUUCGCUCUAGUCCUAGCAGUCGAGGGGGCCUCGGACGAGAAGCGCGACUCCAAGCAGCCACCAAUAGAUUUAUCCCCCGCUGCUUAUUUCCAUAUAAGGGGGAAGCGUACCCACAAUGCACCGCCGUUGGACUUGAGUGGUCCUGCGUACUUCCACAUCCGGGGCAAACGUACUGCUAAGCAACCACCCUACCUUGACCUUGGAGAGCCGUCUUUCUUUCACAUUCGAGGAAAAAGAACGGAGGGCCCACCUUACAUAGACUUGACUGAGCCCUCGUUCUUCCACAUUCGAGGAAAGCGGUCAUCCGAACAGCCGCCACUUGAUUUAGGCCCCGCCUAUUUCCAUAUAAGAGGAAAGCGUACAAAGAAUCCACCUAUUGAUCUUGGGCCGGCUUAUUUUCACAUCCGGGGAAAGCGAUUAUCCGGGGAACAACCACCAUACCUCGAUCUAACGCCAGCCUACUUCCAUAUAAGGGGAAAGCGCACGCAACAACCACCUAUGAUUGAUUUAUCUGAGCCCGCGUUCUUCCAUAUCAGAGGUCGACGUGCAGUAGAGCAGCCGCCGUAUCUUGAUCUGACGCCAUCGUACUUCCAUAUAAGGGGGAAGAGGACAGAGUACCCACCGUUCCUUGAGUUGGGGCAGCCUUCGUACUUCCACAUCAGAGGGAGAAGAGUAAGUAGAUGGGGCAGCCUUCGUAUUCCACAUCAGGGGGAGAAGAGUAAGUAGAUGGGGCAGCCUUCGUAUUCCACAUCAGAGGGAGAAGAGCGGAGAAAACAACGAAAGACUGACUCUACUAAAUGAUGCUUCUACGCAUGCGCGGAACUACUGCGGCUUAUGGACGUGUUUGAGGGCAGCACAGGCCCGCUAGGACUUCUGGGAUUCUCCAGAAAACAGCAUGGCAAGGGCAAAGAAGAAAUAGUUUAAAGAUAUAAUUUCAAAGGUUGUAGGCAGCAUUUCGAGAGAUUGUUUUUAGUUUAUUGAUGUAUUGUAUAUGUGAAUUAAACGAUGGAAAAAUUG